UGCUCGUUAAGAAAGUACUCUUUCUUUUCGCCCCCCCCAGCGCACACGCGAGAAAAGAAGGAGAGGGAAGCUGGGAGGCUGAGCGCAAAGGACCUCGGGAGUUGUAGUCUGCAAGAGCGCAGUGACUGCUGGGCACUGUGGUCUUGGCUUCGACAUAAGGGCGCGCACAUUUGUGCAAUGCUGUUUGAGGGGUUAUGUGUUGGACGCCGGCUAGCGAGUAGUGAUUAUUGUUUCAGUGCCAUCGUUUUUCGCUUCCGGCAUUUUUUUUCUGAGUUUGACGGCCAAAUGGGGUAGGGAUGGAUGAGAAUGCCGGGCCUCAAAACUGAGAGAAGGACCGAGCACGGAGACAGGAAGAAAAUCCCCUUGGCUUAACUGUGAAGGUGAUUGGCUGGGAUUGCCUCCUGUCAGCUCAUUGCUGGUAGUCAUGUGAAGAAAUGGGACUAACUGUGAGGAUCAUACACAAUUCAUGAAGUUUCCAGGAGCUUAGGGGCUGAGAGAGUACAGAGCAUCCACAACCAUGGAGCUGCAAUGAGGAAAGAAAUUUUGUCACACUGUUAUCUUGGCAAACUCUCCUCAUCCCCCUACUUGUUGGACUCUGAGAGAGGGACAGUGAAGAGGUGAGAACAAGAAUAUGAAUGAGGACAGCUCAGUCAAAACACUGAAAAAGAACGAAGUCAGAAGUCCAGUUUGUGUUGGCAGAGAAGAUGAUAUUAAAAAACAACGAAGAACAACAGCAACUGUCCAUGACAGAGAAGUUGUUGUUUUCUAUCACGAUGGAAAAUUUUAUGCUCUGGAUUGCCGCUGUUACCAUGCAGGAGGUCCUUUACAUCAAGGGGAAAUAGAGGACAUCAAUGGACAGCCGUGCAUUAUUUGUCCCUGGCACAAGUAUAAAAUAACUCUGACUACAGGUGAAGGACUGUAUCAAGCAAUAAACCCCAGAGAGCCAUCUUCAACACCAAAAUGGCAGUCAAAAGGAGUAAAACAAAGGACUCACAGAGUUACUGUGGACAGUGGAAAGGUUUAUGUGACUCUUUCAGAUAUAGAUGACAAUAUAGAUUCUGAUUACUAUGCUAAGAUGUACAAAAAGACUAUACACACUCCUAAGGAAAAAUAACAUCUUUGGGGCUUCAUAGUAAAUGGCAUUAAAAUAAAAUAAUACCAAAUGUGAAUGAUAUCCUUGCUGUCUAAACAGCGCUCAGCUUCUGGGUUAUGAUAUGAAAUUGAGCUAUGUUUAAUAAGAGUAUAAACAAACCUCCACACUCUAAAAAGGGAGUUGAACAAAAAAGAAGAAAAUAUCAGCACAGCAUGUGUACAAUAGAUUGACAUUUUCCAUUAUUCAAAAAAUCUUAGAAAUCUUGUAGUGGUUUAGUUUUCAAUCAGAUCUGAAUAUUAAAAAGAUGCUUGUAAAGUAUUAUGAUGUAAAAAUAUUAUCGAUAUAAUUGGAGAAAUUGUUUUUAUGUGUUAAUAUGAUUUUUUUAUUAUUGUUGGAAGACUUUGAUUCUUUUUUUAAUUCUUUUUCUUGCAUUUAAUCCAGGCUUUCUCAAAAUGAUCAUCAGGGUUCAUAUUGGUUCAGGAGAGAAUGUCUGAAGUCUGUUCCAGCUAUAUGGUUAUUUAACAGUAGAUAGAUCAGUCUGUAAGUGAGGCAGGCAGCAAGAGUCUAGCUUCUGCUUAAUGCGACUCAGUAAGAGGCCAACUCAGCUGUGUUAUUACCUGGAAGUGACAGGCUGCUUUUAGGCCAAAUACAUUGUGCUGAAGGUGUAUCCUGGAAAAGCUGGGGCCCGUGGAGCUUUGCCAUGUCUCUCCUGACAGGCAAGAGGAAGUGUGCAAUUUGAGUGUAGUAUGGUUGAAUUAAUUGUAGGAGAUAUGCCUAAGGAGGUCUCUCUGUGGCAGUAAGGAGAGAGAGGCAGAGAGUGGACAUGCACAUGUAUGAUAUGAGAAAGAUGAAGUAAGCUGAUACAGUAAUAAAAGUCUGGGCGGUUCAAAUAUGUAGGAUGUACUCCAGAAAAGGGUGAAGUAUCUUGCCAAAAGGAUGGAAGACAAUGACUUGGAGAAGUCAUACCACUCAUCUUUAAUACAGAGAGACACAUUAUUCUUCUCUGAUAUGGUUAUAUUUUCACAAUAUGAUAUUCAAGAAUUUAACAGUCUGGUGUUAUCAUGUUUAUUCUUGUCUUAAUAAAUGUGCAAUUACCCAUCUAUGCAUAUUACCCA
This is a messenger RNA of Rhineura floridana, 2208 nucleotides long. It is a transcript of the gene RFESD, whose product is annotated as Rieske Fe-S domain containing. The transcript is spliced from 5 exons. Lineage: Eukaryota; Metazoa; Chordata; Lepidosauria; Squamata; Rhineuridae. The coding region runs from base 632 to 1114 and encodes 160 amino acids. The record is from RefSeq and is a predicted model, not a curated record. Gene Ontology annotation, molecular function: 2 iron, 2 sulfur cluster binding.